ACUCGUACUGCAGCCACAGCAUCGCCAUCAUCGUCUUCUUCUCCUUGUCCUUUCUCUUCUCCUCCUCUUGACUCUUGUCCAUUCUCCUCCUCUCGUCAUCAUGUCGGCCAAGGACUUCUACGGUGGUGGCGGGUAAGUCGCUGGCUUCCGUGGGAAUUGCGAUGGCUAGAAGGACGCAUCGGAGUCAUCGGUCACAUCGACACCGGGCGGAGCGGAGAGAGAAUUCGGAGCGAACAGCACAUCCAGCAUGCGUCAUGUCCGGCCAUGCCCGGCACACGGACCGCCAAGCACGGGCAGUGGCGCUGCGCGCGCACGGGCGAUGCGGUGCAGUGACUGGCGUGGGCGCUGCUGCGCGACUGUGCCGAUGCCCACGUAUGCGCAGCACGCCGCGAGCAGUGCGCGCGACGGGCGCCGACAUGAUGCGUGCAGCACCGAAGUGGCGUGCAAGCGAGGCGAGGGCGUCGGGAUGUGCGUUGCUGGAUCGGGGUGUGUCGCCGGAUCUGCGGAUCACCCGCAUGAAGCCGCAGUAAUUUCGACGUGUCAUCUGCUAGUUCCGUCUUCUCGCUGUCGUCGCUUUCACUGUCACACUCGCUCUGUGCGACGCCGUCUCGUUGUCCUCCUUUCUCCUGCCUUCCUCGUCUCCGCCUUGCGUGUGCAUCCCCCCCGGUGGCCAGUACGGCGCUCCCCAGGGCGGCCCCGGCUACGGCCAGCCCCAGUACGGUCAGCCCCAGGGCGGCUACUACCCCCCGCCCCCUCAGCAGAGCUACCAGCAGCCGGGCCAGUACUACCCCCAGCCCCAGCCCCAGCCGGUCUACAUCCAGCAGCCCCCUCAGCAGAAGGACUCGGGCGGUGGCUGCUGCACCGCGUGCUGCGCGUGUCUCGCCGCAACCAUCUGCUGUUGCUGCGCCGGAGAUAUGCUCUUCUAAGCCACAAGCUUCCACCUUCUGUCCGCCUCUUCGUUGUUCCUCGCGUUUAAUGCGUAGCUAGACUGUUUGAUGACGAAACUUGGCCGCUGUGACUGUGCGACAUGAAACGUUCUCGCUCUUCCAGCCGGUUGGACUAUAUCGCCAGCGCCGAUGCAGACGAUGUGUACCUGUAUACAUGGCCUAGGGAUACAACAGAGGCGUCCAUGACGCUAGCACCGUUCGAAUACGCGGAAGAGGUCGGGGAGGUUGGCGACCUGGCUCACAUCAGUUGACAUGGAGCGCGGCCACUGUGUCCGUCUGAAGGAGGGGAAGAGGACGUGCUCGAGCUGCCACGCCUGAUGAGCUGCCUCCUCAGCGUCCUCGUCUUCGUCUUCGUCAUCGAAAGGGCGGGGGGAGUAGAAGAAUGCCAGCUCGCGCAGCACGCUCUCGAAGCAAUCCUUCUCGUCUUCCCAGUCUACCCUUGUUGCGAGGCAGAGGAGUAGGUGCGGCAAACGGUCGAGGUUUGGCGUGUAGCCCUUGAGGAGAAUGGG
Molecule: messenger RNA, 1456 nt
Organism: Cutaneotrichosporon oleaginosum
Lineage: Eukaryota; Fungi; Basidiomycota; Tremellomycetes; Trichosporonales; Trichosporonaceae
Source: RefSeq, a predicted model, not a curated record